AUGGACGAAUGUGAAUUGGUCUUUCGAGACAAAUGGAGGCAGAAGUCACGGGGUUGGGAUCCUGUUAAUUUGCUGGAACAGUUUCUGAAAAGAGUCGCCGAAAAAAGACGUCCGUGUGUUGACAGCGAGGCACAACAAUACCUGUACAGCAGAAGGAGGACUCCUCGUAGUUGUGGUAUGUGGUGGUUACCAAGUUUAGCUAAUGGGGAGAUAAGGCACUUGAGAGAACAAAUCACCAAUGGCUUUGAUUCUUCUGACGGCUCUGACGAAGGCGAGAACGCCGAAACGGCAGUCGGACACGGGCAAUUCCAAGAAGGCUAUCUACUAUCCAGGCGAGUACUCGAAUUACAGGCUGAUUCCACUGCUCAUAGUGGAAAGAUCCCUGAACGCAUCAUCGAACGAGGAAUUCGGGUCACUGUUCAACUGCCAUUAACCACUGCGGUUUGGUCACCAAUCAAGGCGGCACCGAUUCCCUCCACAGGCUCAUGCUACGAGGCUUCUGAAAAGCACCCUGAGAAGCAAAAACAGUUGCAUCUCGCAUUUUUCGGCUUGAAGAAAGGUUUCGGCGCGUUUCGCAUGAAGUCAUCUGGAGGCCUACUGGUGGAUGUACCACUGAUCCUGCUGUACGCUGAUGACGUCAUGCUGGCGUCUAAAGACAGAGAAGAACUGGAGCAGCAAACGCAAGUGCAGCAGGGAUAG
Necator americanus (New World hookworm) is the source of this 699-nucleotide messenger RNA. RefSeq lists its product as uncharacterized. The record is from RefSeq and is a predicted model, not a curated record. Bases 1 to 699 code for a protein of 232 amino acids. Lineage: Eukaryota; Metazoa; Nematoda; Chromadorea; Rhabditida; Ancylostomatidae. The transcript has 4 exons.